GCGCUCGGCGACUUCGCGCUGUCCACGGGCACGCGCCAGGCCCUCGACAAGCGGGGCAUCAAGGUCCUCUUCCCGAUCCAGGCCGCGACGUUCGCGGCGAUCUUCGACGCCGGCAAGGACCUGCUCGCGCGCGCGCGGACGGGCACGGGCAAGACGCUCGCCUUCGCACUGCCCGUCGUCGAGAAGCUCCUCCUGGACAAGGCGACGCAGCGCGCGCCGCGCGCGCUCGUGCUCGCGCCGACGCGCGAGCUCGCGCAGCAGGUCCUCGGCGACUUCUCGGACGUCGCGCACGGCCGGCUGCGGACGCUCUGCGUCUACGGCGGCUCGGCCUACGGCCCGUCCUGCGACGCGCUCCGCCGCGGCGUCGACGUCGUCGUCGGCACCCCGGGCCGGACCAUGGACCUCAUCGAGAAGGGCGUGCUCGACGCGUCGGCGCUCUCGUUCGCCGUGCUCGACGAGGCGGACCAGAUGCUCGACAUGGGCUUCAAGGACGAGCUCGAGAAGAUCUUCGCGGCCAUGGCGCCCGCGGGCGCCCCCGCGCGGGCGCGCCAGCUCCUCCUCUUCUCCGCGACGCUGCCGCCCUGGGUCCGCAACAUCGCCAAGGCCUACGCGCAGACCGACGCGUCCCUCGAGGCCAUCGACCUCGUCGGCUCCGGCGGCGGCGACGCGCGCGACGGCCUCGGCGGCAUCGUCUGCCAGGCGUCGACGGACGUGUCGCACAAGUGCGUGCCCGUGGCCUCGUGGUCCAUGAACCACAAGGUCAUCAACGACGUCGUCGGCGCCUACGGCCUCAACGGCGCGGCGCGCUGCGUCCUCUUCUGCGAGACCAAGGCCGAGUGCAACGACGUCGUCGACUCCAAGGAGAUCACCUACGAGCGCCGCGCGCUCCACGGCGACAUCCCCCAGGCGCUCCGCGAGAAGACCAUGGCCGCGUUCCGCGCGGGCCAGUUCAAGAUCCUCGUCGCGACGGACGUCGCCGCGCGCGGCCUCGACAUGGUCGUCGAGCUCGUCGUCAACAACAAGCCGCCGGCGACGCGGAGCGGCUGGGCGGACGCGGAGACCUACGUGCACCGCUCCGGGCGCACGGGCCGCGCGGGCCGCAAGGGCACGUGCGUCACGCUCUACCAGACGAAGCACCGCGCGACGCUCGAGGAGAUCGAGCGCAAGACGAAGAACGCGUUCGACUGGGUCGGCGCGCCGCGCGCCCGGGACGUGCUCUCCGCCGCCGCGGACGCCGCGCUCAGGGCCGUCGAGGACGUCGCGCCCUCGGCGCUCCCCUGCUUCGAGGACCGCGCCGCGGCCCUCGCGGCGACCUUCGCGGGCCGCCACGGCUCCUCGGCGACGGGCGGCUACGCGGAGGCGCUCCGCGCGGCGCUGGCCAAGCUCGCGGGCUACGAGCGGGGCAAGCCCGCGGACCGCAGCCUGCUGACGAACAGCGAGCACUACGUCACGUGCCACUACGCGGCGGGCCUCCCGAUCCACUCCAUCUCCUACGUCUGGAACUUCCUCCGCCGCGAGCUCAAGCCCGAGGUCUGCGACGCGCUCAAGGCCAUGCAGCUCGUCGCCGAGGGCGACGGCGCCGUCUUCGACGCGCCGGCCUCCGCCAAGGCCGACCUCGUCGGCCUCGACGGCGUCAGCGUCGACAUCGACGACCUGCCGAAGCUCAAAGAGCGCGCGGGCGGCAAGGGCGGCAAGGGCAAGGGCGGCCGCGGCGGCAAGGGCGGCGGCCGCGGCGGAGGCGGCAAGGGCCGCGGCAAGGGCCGCGGCUCCUCC
This is a messenger RNA of Aureococcus anophagefferens, 1773 nucleotides long. RefSeq lists its product as hypothetical. Lineage: Eukaryota; Pelagophyceae; Pelagomonadales; Pelagomonadaceae. The annotation marks the transcript as partial. Gene Ontology annotation, molecular function: helicase activity; ATP binding; RNA binding. The record is from RefSeq and is a predicted model, not a curated record. The transcript has a single exon.